CCUGCAGUACUACGCGUACACUCGCCGGAAGGAGUGUGAUACACGAGGUACUUGGAUUGAGAAGCACACAGUCUGAGUUACCCAUUCUGUGGUCAGCGCGAUGCCCAAGGCCAAGGGGAAGACCCGGAGGCAGAAGUUCGGUUACAAUGUUAACCGGAAGCGUCUGAACCGAAAUGCUCGACGGAAGGCAGCGCCGCGGAUCCAGUGCUCCCACAUCCGACAUGCCUGGGACCAGACCAAAUCGGUGCGGCAGAACCUGGCCGAGAUGGGUUUGGCUAUGGACCCCAACAGGGCGGUGCCCCUUAUUAAGAGAAAGGUAAAAGCCAUGGAGGUGGACAGAGAGGAGAGGCCUAAGGAGCUUGUGAGGAAGCCUUAUGUGCUCAAUGACCUAGAGGCAGAAGCCAGCCUUCCAGAAAAGAAAGGAAAUACGCUGUCUCGGGACCUCAUUGACUAUGUUCGCUAUAUGGUGGAGAACCAUGGAGAGGACUAUAAGGCUAUGGCCCGGGACGAGAAGAAUUACUAUCAAGAUACCCCAAAACAGAUUCGAAAUAAGAUCAACGUCUAUAAGCGUUUUUAUCCAGCGGACUGGCAAGCCUUUGUUGAUUCUUUGGAGAAGAAUAAGAUGGAAGUUGAUUGACUGGUUUAUGCCUGCCCCACGUUGAGGCUUCCUUCUGGACCAGAGAAGCUGGAGCCAGGAUUUAAGGCAAGGAGGGGUAUGCAGCUCCAGAUGAGGCUGACCAGACCCCCUGGGAUCAAAAGGUUAUAUGCACACAUAAACACAUGCAAUCUUUCUCACACUUUGCUUUGGGGAAGGUACUGUCUCCCGGAGGCUCCGAUUUUGUUCUUCUGGGGGCUCUGGGAAAAGCCAGAACUUGCUGUUCUCAAGAGUGGGUAGUUGGUUGCAUAUAGUCUAUAUACAAUAAAAUACUCUAUUUUACUUUUCUGAUGGUUUUGUAUUUGCCCCUCUCAGCCAGGCCCUGGGACUGCCCCUGCAAAAACCUACCAGGAGAGAGAGGCGCUCCAGCCCUUUUGUUCCACAUUCACAUGCCCUCCUAGCACAGCUUCCCUCUUCUGUGCCGUGGUUUCCUGCAAGCAGUUCCACUAAUGCUUCUACAGAAGCCUGCUGGCAGCCCCCGGCUGCUGGCAAGGGGCCUGCAUUGCCAUUGCUAGCUCCCCUCCAGGCUGGACCUGUCUUCAUGGCCCAGCUGUGGCUCAGUGCCAGAGGGUGAGGAGCUGUACAGCUGCCUCCUGGUCUGCCUUCAAGUGACCAGCCCUGGCUGCUUAUCUUUCUUGAAGGGACUCUGAGCCCCCAAACCUGCUUUCUGAGACCAUCUGGUGGACUGCUGAAUACCACUGUGCUGUGCCAAGCACUGGGCUACAUGCUGCUUGGCCAUUCCGUGGGGCCAGCCUUCCUGAUUCAGUGGCACGACCAGCACAUAGCAGGAUCACAGACAAGGGGCGGUCACUGGGCAUUUUCUCAUUCUGAUACUUCAUCCUGAGCAGUUAAUACAAAAGUCUUGUUCCUAUAGUUUCUCCUUAAAGCACAUAAAAUCUCCUCCUUAAUGUUUUUGAAAAGAAGGGCUUUGUGGCAUUCCCGUCAUGGUGCAGCAGAAACGAAUCCGACUAGGAACCAUGAGGUUGUGGGUUCGCUCCCUGGCCUCACUCAGUGGGUUAAGGAUCUGGUGUUGCUGUGAGCUGUGGUGUAGGUUGAAGACGGGGCUCGGAUACUGUGGUGCUGUGGCUGUGGUGUAGGCCAGCAGCUGCAGCUCCCAUUUGACCCCUAGCCUGGGAACCUCCAUAUGCUGCAGGUGCAGUCCUAAAAAAAAAAAAAGCAAGAAAAAGAAAGACUUAUUAUUACAUAAAACAUUUCACGUAGAGCCCUGAAGCUUGAGAAGUGUUAAAAAGUGGGGCUUGAAGUCAUCUGACGACUCAGCUUAGACUUUUGGCUUGCUAACUUUGGCUUCACGGGCUGACUUUGGCCCCUGAAGGCAGCUCACCUGUCCCACGCUGUUAAGGCAGGCUGGAAACUGGACAGAAGCUUCCCUAACGGGCCCGGCCUGCUGACUCCAGCAGUGACUGGCCACUGUGGCCAAGAGCACAGCCUUCAGGUUGGAGUCUGCAGCAAGGCUCCUGAGGGCCCUAGUGAUUUGGCAUAAAUCCUGUCCUUCACAGCAUUCCAAAUUCAGACCUUGACCAGGGUGGGCCCUUACCUUGUUUCUUCACCCAGUUUGGGUGCCAGCUUUAUGAAGCUUUCCCUCCCACUCUCCCCCGCCUCCUGGCUAUUAAGUGUCCUGGAGUCCCCACACCCCAGACUUCCUGUAGUGGUACCUAUCACAGUCAAAUAGCUUGACAUCCCCUACCAGCCUGGCUUGGUUGCUAGGAACUUGUCUGGGAAUCCGAGCCCAGUGCAAAGGCAGGCGCUAGGGGGGUAUGGUGGAAUGGCGUGGCCUCCAUUCUGGCCUCUGGCACUGAGGCAGUCAAAAGACCUCCUCGUUCCCGUUUCCACAGCCUGGCUCUGGCCCCGUCAGCUACAUGACCUCCCCCAAAGUACUGAGUUAGGUCAAAGCUGGUGAUCCUGAGCCCCUGACCCCUGUGUGGACUGAGGAGCCAGGGGACUGGGACUUGCUGUUUAACAAGCUGUCACAGGAAGGGUUCUGGAACCGUUCUUCAUAGCUGCCCAUCACUGAGGCUGUAAGCACCAAGCACACGCCUCUCAAAAUCAGGAUUCACAUGAAGCCAUAUCUGAAUUUUUUGGCAUUUAUUGUGUACCUCAAACAGCCACCAACACUCCAUUUUAUGCAGUUUGUGGGUCCGGGUUUGCAGGGCAUGGGCUGGGACGGCGAGGACUUCCAGAUCUUUGAUGAAAAUCUUCCCCUUGUCCCUUAAUGAGCCCAUCUCCCGGAGGCCGCAGGAAAAAUUGGAGGUUCCCUUUUUCAUGAGACUAGGAAGGACUUGAGGAUGAGGAUGUGUGAGCUGACCUUCCAGGUCGGAGGUCUGGGGUGGCUGCACAAGGGCCACACCACAGGCGAGUUUCAGCAGCUGGUUCCAUGGGCUGGCAGUUGCUACUAAACUAGCGUUAAGAACACAAUGUUUAACAAAUGCAACUGGAAACAGAUUUUCAUUCAGGCAGACAGGCUGGAGUUGUGGGAUUUUUCAUCAGAACUUGCCUGCAGAGGACCAGGAAGCCAUGAGGCACUGACCUCACCUCCUCCCCAGUUCUUACAGCUGGAUACCUCUGUGUCUACACAGGCUUACAACGGGCAGUUCUGGGCACCAAAAGGUGCCAGAGGAGGGGUCUUGGGAUAGGCAGCCAUUCCAGGGUACUGGUCCCAGCAGCCUCAAGAGCCCUCUUGCUCAGGCCAUCCACAUGUCCAAGCUCUGGGCCCUAUUGACCUCUCCUCAAAGGGAGGGCAGCAGGUCAGAAGCCACAGCUUCAUUUAAAUAACUUCAGAACAGAAGCCCCCAGGGCCAGGGUGAGUGAACCAGGCAGUUUCCACCAGCAAGUAGAAGCAAAAGCCUCCUUCCCACAUGAAGUGGGCACUGUGUGGUCAGCGCCCACCCUGGUCUCUUCGAGUCUUUAACUUUAGAGUAUGAGAGCUGCCCAGCCAUUUGCUCCUCAGUCCUAAGCUCAGGUAGGUGAGGAGCUGCAGAGUUGGGGUGGUGGGGGGAACAGUGUCACCCAGGCUAGCCAGGAACCUCACUUUGAGACAAAUAGCUCUAGGUAAUGGCUAGUUCCCCAGAGCAGUUAUCUAGGCUCCUAAACACAUCACCCUCAGGAACAAUCAGGUAAGAGCACCACGAGGCCAGGCAGUUAGCUGUUCUGAAGAAAGGCCUCUCCCCUCCUCUGCCCAGUCUGGUCCUGGUAGAAACCAGAGCAGAUGACUACUGGGCCAGCAGCCCCACCAGAGGAGCACACCCACAGGCCAAAAGAAGGUCCAUACACUCUGCACAGGGGCCAGAGGAGUGGCCCCCUGGACUUUCAGGGCCCCUCAACUGCUCUAUGUCCUCUGGUGUGGCACUGAGACCUGUCAGUUCCAAGUGGUCUCUGAAAGUUGCUCCAGGACAUACUGUUAAACUCUAUUCGAGUUCACCUCCCCACAGUGGGGAAUUUAAAAAAAACUGUACUAUAUAAUGCUACUCAUUAGGCCAAAGGCAGAUCUUAAUUAGUAGAAAAGGGUACCCCCUCAGCAAUGCUGGUUCCAAAGGUAACUUUCAAGGACUGGAGUUCAGAGAACAGAGAAGUCUCUCAACCCUCUAAUGACAAAAGGAAGUGUCAGCAAAGUUUCAAAGGCGACUCUAAAACCCAAGUCAUUCCUGAAAUGUCUAAAAUAAAAGCAGUCCAAUCACUUAAUGCAGAAAGUUAAUCAGAAUUGCAAAGAAUGAUUCUGAGACACCCGCACCACACCCUCCCACCCGGACCCCCUUUUGCACCAGCCACAGCAUAGAACUCAAAUAUACCAAGUAAAUGUCAAAUGAAACAAAGGCACGUAAUCUCUAUUCUCAAUUAAAAGGCAAACUGAGUUGGUUAUGGCCUCAAAAAAAAA
Molecule: messenger RNA, 4544 nt
Organism: Sus scrofa (pig)
Lineage: Eukaryota; Metazoa; Chordata; Mammalia; Artiodactyla; Suidae
Gene: NOP16
Product: NOP16 nucleolar protein
Biological process (GO): ribosomal large subunit biogenesis
Cellular component (GO): nucleolus
Source: RefSeq, a predicted model, not a curated record